Molecule: messenger RNA, 814 nt
Organism: Sturnus vulgaris (Common starling)
Lineage: Eukaryota; Metazoa; Chordata; Aves; Passeriformes; Sturnidae
Gene: DNAAF8
Product: dynein axonemal assembly factor 8
Cellular component (GO): dynein axonemal particle
Molecular function (GO): dynein complex binding
Source: RefSeq, a predicted model, not a curated record
AUGGCCUCAGAAGCACAAAGUGAGGAUGCAGAACAUGCAGCUGAGCCUCCUGCAGCUCCUGUGCAGAGGGACAGAACAUUCCAGUGGGGAGCCAUCCUUGCUGCAGUGAAAGACCAGCUCCCAUCCCUGGAUUCUGACUCCUCCACAUCUGAUUGUGAGAGUGAUGAGGAGCUUUUCAUCUUCCAGCGGGACCUGCCAAACCUAAUUCCGGACCUGUCGGAAGAGCUGAUGAUGUUUGCUCUAGAAGACUCCCAGGAGCAGCAAAUCCAGGAGACACAAAGACUUCCAUGGGAGAUCUGGAACAGAGACCUGGAAAAUUUUGACUUCCAGGAAAAAACAGAUGGUGCCCAAAUCACUGCAAAAGAAGAUGUACAAAUGAUUAAAGAUGAGGCUCCUGAACCUGCCAGCCACACUGAAGAAAUGCCAAACCAAAAGAGAGCUGUUCUUGAAGAGCCUCCCUCAGAUUCCACAGAUGACCUUGAGGAGAAAGAAAUGGGCAGGACACAGGCCAAGGAAAGAGGGAACUCCUGGCUUAACACAGCAGUGUCUGUGGAUGAGCUGUACAAUAAAAAGGAGAGAAAAAAGCUGAUAGAGACAAAGAUACUCUCCAAGGUCAUUGUGAAGCCAUCCCCAAAGCAGGAUGUCAAGCCUCCCUCCCAUGGCAUCACCAACAUUCUAGGAAGUCUUGCAAAGGAAGAAACCUCAGCUGAGCGUCUUGGAGAAGUGACCCAUUUGUCAUUGCAGGCAAGUGGCCCUCAAAUAAAGCUUUGAGGGGUGCUGCAGUGGGGUGGGGGCACAGAGCAGUGCCUGCACA